Sorghum bicolor (sorghum) is the source of this 764-nucleotide messenger RNA. RefSeq lists its product as uncharacterized. Bases 258 to 518 code for a protein of 86 amino acids. The transcript has a single exon. NCBI's taxonomy places the organism in Eukaryota, Viridiplantae, Streptophyta, Magnoliopsida, Poales, Poaceae. The record is from RefSeq and is a predicted model, not a curated record.
CCACUACUCUCUCUCUCUCUCUCUCUGCUCCGCUGACCGCCGGCCGCUGCUGUGCCUGUGCUGGAGUCGAGUCGAGUCGAGUCGAAGCAACUCAUCUCAACCGAGUCCUCCUCCCUCUAGUCUAGACUGUUGGUUGGCUUGUUCCAUCCUCUUCCUCUUCCUCUUCCUCUGCCUCUGCCUCUCCGCUCCGCGUGCGUUUGUUUUGACCCGCUCCCACGAACCGUAACCCUAGCAGGCAGCAGAUCGCCUCGCCGGCCAUGGAGAGCUGGGCGACCUGGGUGGGGACCAGCGUCACCUCCGCCUUCUUCGCCUCCCUCGAGCGCUGCUCCUGCAUCAACCUCUCCACCGACGACGACGACGACGACGACCGCGACCACGACGAGGCCAAGGACCGCCCCCUCAUCCUCGCCGCCGCCCCCCGCCACGACGACGUUGCCAAGCCCGAUCCAGACUCCUCCCUCCCCGCCCCCGCCGCCAAGGACCAGAAGCAAGAGCAGCCGCCCCUGCCGCCCGUAUGAUCCAUCCCUUGCUUCCUUCUACUAGUUCCUACUGUUGUUGCUAUGUCUUAGGAAUCUCUCUCUCGCCUUCCUUCGUCGCCAAAUAAGUCGUGUGUGUGUGUGUGUCUGUGCAGUCACUUAGUCCGCCUGUUGCGUUACUACUAUCCUGUGUCAACCUGUCUGUCAGUUUGAAAUUUGAAUCGACUCAAAACCAUAUAUGCUUCUAAUUACUCUAUCAUCAUCAACUUGAAAUUGUUGUGUUGUGCC